AUGACACUAGAAGUCGUGUCUGUUUUAUCAAUUCUCUCCAGUUGGCGUUGGAGCGAAGAGAGACACAUUAUAAUUUUUGGUGACCAGUGUAUGCACCACGCCUUUUUACACAACACUGGUAUUAGAGAAGUUUCCAAGAUGCUAACAACAAGGACAUGUUUAAGACUGUUAUCGCAGCCAAAUCGAGUCUCAGGUCCAUCGAUACGAUGUCUAUCUCACACGACAAAGCCCGUCAGCAAUAAGAAAUUGUACGAUAAACCAAAGACUAAAUCAAAAGAAGAACGAAAGAUAUUCGGAAGAUUAAAGGAAACCACUACAUCAGAAACAGAGACAAACCCAUCAGCGUCCACUUCAGCUGCUGUUUUGGCAUCUACUGCGCAACCGCCACAAUAUCUCCCCACUUCAGCUUUGCCCCAGAUGCCAAAACAUCUUCAGGACCAAUCAUUUGAAUCGAUCUAUGAGUCACUUGGACAAAAACACAUUCUUGACCGAAUAAAUGAACCCAAGGGGAUAGACCUCAUUAUUCCUCGCGAGUUUAUCAAACCACCCCAACCACCAAAGCGUCAUGUGCGUCCAGAAAAGACCAAAGAUUUAGAUAAAAAAAUCAAGAAUUUUAUUGCUGGUGAACAUGAUGACCGCAGUUUGAUUCAUUUAGGUAAGGAGAUCAGUGCUCAUAUGGAGCCGGAUCAUAAUGAAAUAUACCCAAUCUUGGAACACCCUUUGAAAAAAUCCUUAUCCGGUUUGAAAACACUCAACCCGGCCAUGAAUAAAAUUAAAGAUCAAUUUCUAUGGGAUGUGAUACCCGAAGAUAACAUGGCAUUUGUACCUCCUUACCAAGUUGAUAAUCCCUUAGGGUUCAAGAAAUGGGAGCAAGAAUUGAUUGCUGAGCGUGAACGGGCUAAACGGGAACAAGAUCUGAUCUUGAAGGAGUUGCAAGAGUUUGACAAGUUAAUGGGCGACUCGAAAUCUUUUUUUGGCAAGAAUCAAACAAAUGAUUCACAAGGUGGUGAUAAUAGCGAGGAUGCAUCAGAUGGUAGUGGAGCUAAGGGAAGUAGAAGAAAAUUGAAUCGAAAAUUGUUGAAAAAGUACAAAAAAUUAAAGGAUGAAGGAAAAAUUGAUGUUGAUUAG
Molecule: messenger RNA, 1128 nt
Organism: Lodderomyces margitis
Lineage: Eukaryota; Fungi; Ascomycota; Pichiomycetes; Serinales; Debaryomycetaceae
Exons: 1
Coding region: 1-1128 (375 amino acids)
Source: RefSeq, a predicted model, not a curated record